Lactuca virosa is the source of this 1212-nucleotide messenger RNA. The record is from the annotation of a GenBank genome assembly. Lineage: Eukaryota; Viridiplantae; Streptophyta; Magnoliopsida; Asterales; Asteraceae.
AUGGAUGCAGUUUACACAAGCUACAGAGACAAAUGCAAUCCGUCGUUUUCCUCCUCUUUGCUCGACGAGAUCUACCGCUCCAUCGACGAAAGAGACGAUGAAGAAUCGACGUUUUUUAGAGAAAACAUACGAAAAAAACAGAGCAAAUUUGGUGGAAGUAAGUCAAGUAACAGUUGUUUUGAAAAUCAUGAUGAUGAACGACGAGCAUGUUUGAUUCAGAAAUGGAUGGCGGAUAAAGUGUGCGAAAAACCGGUGGUUGGGAGAAGAUCAACGGCGGAUAUCGAAAGAAGCUCGAUGCGAAGUGAACGUGAAUCAGUUUACUUUAAUUCGAGCUCUAGCUCAUGUGAUUCGAGUUAUGGUGGAGCUUUUUCUUCGUCGGAAGUCGACUCAAUGAACGGAGUUCUAUUUAAACCUAAACCCAUCCGUACAAGCGGCUAUCAACAAGAAGAAGAUUCGCAACAAAAGGUUAAACACGAAGGUAAAUUCGCGAAGACGAAAUUAAAAGCAUUGAAGAUCUACGGUGAUCUGAAGAAGGUGAAGCAGCCGGUUUCUCCGGGAGGUCGGUUAGCUACUUUUCUAAAUUCACUCUUAACUACAGGAAACACGAAAAAACCAAAGACUUCCUCCGCCGCCGCCGUCUCCGGAGGAUACGCGGAGGCGGCGAGGAGUCAUUUAGACAGAAAAUCAAAGUCGGCCAACGCGUCUACCUGUUCAUCAGCAUCUUCAUUUUCACGUUCAUGUUUAAGCAAUACUCCAUCGUCGAGGGGAAAGUUGAGCAACGGCAUGACAAGGUCGGUGAGAUUUUAUCCGGUGAGCGUGAUUGUCGACGAAGAUUGUCAGCCAUGUGGACACAAAUCACUCCAGGAAGAAGAAACUCAAUUCGCUAAAAAUUCAAUACCGAAAGAGCUUAAACUCAAUUCGAGUGAAAACAACCGCCAUAUUCAAGAAGCUGCAAGGAAUUUGUUGAAGGAGUACCAAAAGAAGGUCGAAUGUAAAUCAGAUUCAAUAAGAAGUAACGUAGACAUGAAAGAUGUCGAAGAUGAAGAUCAAUCCGAUGAUGGCAAAAGUGACUCGAGCUCUGAUCUCUUCGAGCUUGAUAAUUUCUACUCAAUCGGGAUGCACAAGUAUCAAGAAGAAUUGCCUGUAUACGAGACGACUCAUUUUGAUACCAAUCGAGCCAUUGCUAAUGGACACUUCAUGCAAUCAUCAUAA